Molecule: messenger RNA, 459 nt
Organism: Puccinia triticina
Lineage: Eukaryota; Fungi; Basidiomycota; Pucciniomycetes; Pucciniales; Pucciniaceae
Exons: 2
Coding region: 1-459 (152 amino acids)
Source: RefSeq, a predicted model, not a curated record
AUGGAAGUUCUCCUGUGCGACGACCAUCAUCGGCCGGGUUCUGGGUUCUGGGUAUGGUUCAAGACUGCCAUUCCUCUGGAUACAUCCAAGCGUCACACUGCCAAGGAUAGGCCCCCUGAGAUAAGUGGAAAGGGAGGAUGCCCCAUCACCACCGAGCAGAAUCUUCGGAAGUCACCCGAUCACCACGAGGCUCUGGGCUUUUUGACCAGCAACUUACUUCUGGCACUGUUUUCCGGAAUAAUCGCGGACACACUUCGCAGGAUCAGUUUAUCCGCACCCAAAUAUGCCAGAAGGUCCGACCGAAAGGCCCGGCCAAAAGAAGGCCUGAGGAGGGCUUGGGAAAUAGCCCAGCAGCUUUCGAUGGCAGCGGCCGGCCGACGGCGACCCGUCGCUCCGACUAGUUUAAGACCGUCCAGUCCCGGUUACGACCGCUGGCUACGGAGCUCGGUGUCGUGCUAA